Messenger RNA from Drosophila rhopaloa, 1231 nucleotides. RefSeq lists its product as uncharacterized. The transcript has a single exon. Lineage: Eukaryota; Metazoa; Arthropoda; Insecta; Diptera; Drosophilidae. The record is from RefSeq and is a predicted model, not a curated record. The coding region runs from base 10 to 1158 and encodes 382 amino acids.
CCCGACAAAAUGGUUAGGAAAACGCUGCUCCUGCUGGCCAGUGUGCUGCUCUUUGCCUUUGGAGGUGCCCACCGGGAACUGGAGAAUCUGCUGCAGAAGCAACAGGUGGACUUGCAGUUGUCCAGCGAUGAAGUGGCUGCACUGCGUCCACUUUACCUUGAGUUCCAGGCGCAGUACGACUACCUGUACAGCCUGAAGCUCCAGAGCGGCGAUGGAAGUGACCAGAGUCCGGCGGAGGAACCUGAAUUGGAUGGCAGCUACCUGCAGGCCUUUGAGGACUUUCGCAGUCAGUUUGGCAUUUAUCUGGAUGAUAAACCUCGAGUGACCUAUGACACCAAACUGCCCUCCGUGGAGGAGAUAAUGGGAGAGCCCUAUCCCGAUUUUAGCCCAGAUCAGAGGGCGGAAUUCGAAGAUCUCAGGGACAUAAUCCAGGAUGUGAUUGAUGAGGCGCAGUUCGGAAUUGACGACAUAGUGGAGCGGGCCAUCCAACUGGAGACGAAUCUGCUGAAGCUCAACAAGCCCAAGAUUGUGACCGCCGCCAUUGCCGGUUUGGGGUACAUGUGGAAAUACUGGGGUCGUGGCAGUCAGGCGGCCUACUGCAGCUACUCCCAAGUUCCGGAGUUCCAGAUAGCCCUGCAGGCCGUCAACGAUGGCGUUGAUUGCUACUCCCGCACCUUGGCCUUGGUCCUGCGCAUCCAGAAUGAGACGGUGGCCGCCGUGAAGGAGGUGAAGCGCAAUGUGGGCAGCCUGGUGAAGAUCUACAAGAAGAUCGCCGCCAAACAAACCACCGUGGGCAAGAUCCUCUCCGGGACAGUGAAUGCUCUGAGUGCCAUUCGUCGGGUUCACGACAUCAUCGCCGUUGGAAUCGACGUUUACGGCAAAAUUAACAACAAAUUGCCAGAAGAGGCACUCCACUCCGCGGAAUGUGGAGUAGUCUUUGUGAACAGCAUACCACAGAUGUUGGAAACGGCAGAGAAUCUGACGACAUGCAUCACCUACGUGAAUCCGGAUACAGCCGACUUCGAGUUCACCCAUCCGGAGGAGGAUCGCUACUGGAACACCGGCGCGGAACCUCCGGAAAUACCCCACGAAAACGAGGUGGAUGAGGAUGACGAUGAAGACUACCCGGAGUUGGACGACUAUGAGGAUCACAGAUAAGCUUGUGGAAUUUCCACCGAUUGAUAAGCGUUGUUUUGCUAAUCGGAAUAAUAAACCUCCAGAUAACAGUAAU